Messenger RNA from Aegilops tauschii subsp. strangulata, 1482 nucleotides. NCBI's taxonomy places the organism in Eukaryota, Viridiplantae, Streptophyta, Magnoliopsida, Poales, Poaceae. The record is from RefSeq and is a predicted model, not a curated record.
AUGACUUUUGUUUUUCCAGCCGGCCUCACACUUCUUUUUCUUUCUAUCUUUUCCUUCUCUCCAGCCGGCCAGGGGAACUCGCGGUAUACAACCGGCGUGGGCGCGGCGAGAGGCGGAGCAGUCGGCGCGUGGCGGCAUCCCGGCGGGCGGAGCUGGCGGGUCGCGGGAGCUGAAGCCGGCAAGGGGCGGAGCAGCGGCCGGGAGCUGGCGCUGCGGCGCGAGGUGGAGGAGGAGGCCUGGAGGGGCCGACCCGCGGGGAACAGGCGGAACCGGCCCAUGGGGCAGCGAGGCCGGCCAGCGGCGAGGCGGCCUCGAGGCAAGCGAGGCCGGCCAGCGCGGGGUCGGGAGGCGGAGCCGGCUACGGGCGCGGAGCACCCGGCCGGAGCGGCGAGGCACGGGAAGCCGGCCACCGGACGGGAGGAGCCCGGCGCGCAGGCGAGGCCGAGCGGAGCGGAGGCCGGCAGGCGCGGCGGGAGGUGGCCAGGCACGGGCGAAGGCGGAGAUGCCGGGGCGCGGGGUCGGGAGGCGGAGCCGGCCCGCGGGAGCCGGCGGGCGGGCGAGGCGGAGCCGGCUACGGGCGCGGAGCACCCGGCCGGAGCGGCGAGGCACGGGAAGCCGGCCACCGGACGGGAGGAGCCCGGCGCGCAGGCGAGGCCGAGCGGAGCGGAGGCCGGCAGGCGCGGCGGGAGGCGGCCAGGCACGGGCGAAUGCGGAGAUGCCGGGGCGCAGGGUCGGGAGGCGGAGCCGGCCCGCGGGAGCCGGCGGGCGGGCGAGGCGGAGCCGGCUACGGGCGCGGAGCACCCGGCCGGAGCGGCGAGGCACGGGAAGCCGGCCAGGUCGGAGCCGGAGCCGGCGCGGGCGGGAGGCGACCGGUCGGAGCCAGCAGCCGGCCCGGGCGGGGAGCCGGCCACGAGCAUGGUCCGGGUCGUGGACGCGCGCGGGGCGGCCGGACGGAGGCGCGGCGCAGCGCCUGAGAAGCGCGGGGGCGCGAAGGGGAGAGCUGGGCGCGAGCUCGGCCAAGCCGGCCAGCUCGUCGGAGCCGUGGAGGAGCGAGGCGGCGGGAUGCGCGGCCGCGGGACAGAGCAGGCGGAGGGCGACGGGGCCAGCGCCGUGGUGCCGUUGGAGGAGAGGUGGCCGGAGCGGUGCAGAGCCGGCGCACUCGGGCGCUCAGGUGCGGAGCGAGGCGUGCGGAACGGGAGCCAACCCCGAGCGGUGCCUGGCCGGAGGCGGAGGCGCGAGGCGCGCGGUAGAAGCGUCCGGGCCUGCAGGCGGCCGGAGCCGGCCAGCCGACCAGCCGGCGUGGGAGCUGCGGGUGCGGACCCGGCGGUGGCGGAGAGCCGGACGAGCGGGAUGCGGCCGCGGCGGGAGCGGAAGCCGGCCACCGCGGCGGCAGCCGACGCGGGCGGGGAGGCACGCGAGGGGAGCAAAGGCACGGCGCGCUGCGGGGCUCGGGAGGGAGAGCUCGCACGCAGGGGCGGGUAG